Messenger RNA from [Torrubiella] hemipterigena, 1236 nucleotides. Lineage: Eukaryota; Fungi; Ascomycota; Sordariomycetes; Hypocreales; Clavicipitaceae. The record is from the annotation of a GenBank genome assembly.
AGGCAGAAGCUGUGGCUGUGAACGAAGCGUUAAGCGGGCUGAGGGCCAGUGCUGGGGUCCUGCAGGGGAGAGAAGCAUAGCGUGCACUGCACCAACGGGUUCGCUGAGCUUGCUAGCUGGUUGGUUGGCCGGCCGGGUUUUCUGCCACCACCACCACCAGUUGUUCACCUGGGCUGGCUGCCGCUCAGCGUUUAAGCUGCCGCCUGCACAACGUCAUCCCUCGCGCUUGACAACAUCGCCGCCACCACGAUCCGCUAGACGAGCUGGCAACCCUUUGUUUCCCCCGUAGGAAUCGGCAUUUGACUACACUCUGAAUCACUACGAGCCUGAUUUUACGGCCUGCACGCUACGUGUUGUUUGUUUGCCGCCCGUUGACCGCCCGCCACCACGACCACCUCGCUCAUCAUGGAAGCUAUCCGAUCCUUCUUUGCGCCGCCGGAUCCGCAGGCACAGGCCCGCAAAUGCAAUGCCCUGAUCCGCUCCAACAUCCGCAAGCUCGAUCGCGACAUCAUGAACCUCAAGCAGACGGAAAUGAAGACCAAGAACCUGAUUCUACAAGCCGACAAGCGCGCACAGCGAGAACCCUCCAGAGCAGCUCAGGCGCAACGAGAGGCGCGAGACUUUGCCCGCGAGCUCGUCCGCACGCGCAAAGCCAGCGCGCGACUCAUCACAUCCAAGGCACAGCUCACAUCGGUUCAGAUGCAGGUGCAGGAGACGUUUGCCGUCCGCAAGAUUGAAGGGUCUCUCAAGGCAAGCGCGGGCAUUAUGAAGGAUGUCAACUCGCUGGUCCGACUGCCGGCGCUCCACGAAACUAUGCAGCAGCUCAGCAUGGAGCUCAUGAAGGCGGGCAUCAUUGAGGAGAUGGUCGACGAUAUGCUACCUGAGGAUGGUGAUAUGCUGAUGGAGGACGAAGAAGCAGAGGGCGAGGUUGAUAAGGUCCUUGGUGAGAUUCUCAAGGAUAAGAAGCAGCCGACGCUCCCUGUAGCGCCGCUCCCGGAGCCACAGCAGCCUGUGGCAGCGGAAGAGGAAGAGGAAGACCCCGAGGCUAUGAUGGAUCAGAUGCGCAACAGACUAGAUGCUUUGCGCAGCUGAUGUGGAGAGUUGGUGCGUAUCUGGGAAUGGCAUAUAAUGUUGGAUGGCGUUGUCGGCGUUGUGAUUUCACGGCAUAGCGUUCUCUCUUUUUCUCGUCUCUUUUUUUAUACACCAGCCAUGGGCAUUCAAUAUAAUUCAUUGAUU